Messenger RNA from Thalassophryne amazonica, 2713 nucleotides. It is a transcript of the gene col10a1b, whose product is annotated as collagen, type X, alpha 1b. The transcript is spliced from 3 exons. Gene Ontology annotation, molecular function: protein binding. Bases 240 to 2228 code for a protein of 662 amino acids. NCBI's taxonomy places the organism in Eukaryota, Metazoa, Chordata, Actinopteri, Batrachoidiformes, Batrachoididae. The record is from RefSeq and is a predicted model, not a curated record.
GGGCUGCAUCCUGCAGCGGCGGCCUCCUGAGGAUACGGCACCCUUCAUUAAAGAUGACAUCACAGCAGGGAGGUCGAUCCUGUGUCAUGCUGGAGACCGACUCGGUAUAAAAGCCGUCAGCUCGGUGCCCCAACGAGCAGCAGCAGCCGCUCAGACAGAAGCGCCACAUCUGAGGACACGCCGGUGCCAGGACAGCAGCCUCUGUGGGAGCACUAACCGUCCCGGUUUAGCUUGAGGAGAUGGACGUGAACAUAUCCAGCAUCCUCCUCUUCCUCCUCCUGGUUUUGGCGGAGGCAACCCCUGACCGAUAUUACCAUAAGUCAAAAGUGAGCAGGAGCCCCUAUAACUCCAAGGGUCAUGUCAAGGGUUACGUGCCCGAACAAACACAGGGUCCUCAAGGUCCAGCAGGUGAACCAGGACCAAUGGGACCACCUGGACCUCCUGGGCAAAGUGGCGAAGGUUAUACUGGACCCCAAGGACCACCUGGACCUCCUGGACCAUCUGGCUACUCUAGUCCGGGUAAACCUGGUACCCCAGGUGGCCCUGGAAAACCAGGCAACCCUGGUAUCCCUGGUGAUAGAGGUGCACCUGGCGCACCUGGUCCAAUGGGUCCCAGAGGUGCACCAGGUUCCCCUGGAAGCCCUGGACCUGCUGGACUUUCUUCUGUUGGAAAACCUGGACCAGCUGGCUUUCCUGGCACAAUGGGACCAAGAGGAGAGCCUGGCUUGAAGGGACAUCCUGGUGUCCCUGGUCUUCCAGGCCAGAAAGGAGAGAGAGGCAUAGGAAUUACUGGUGCUCAAGGACCACAAGGUCCAGUUGGUGCAAUGGGCCCACCCGGUAUGCCUGGAACACCUGGGCUAGGCAAACCUGGUCCCACUGGUUAUCCCGGAGAACCUGGUAAGCCUGGAUCCCCAGGAAGAGAUGGUUCCCCAGGACCAAUGGGCAUGCAAGGGCCUAAGGGUCACAAUGGGGCUCCAGGUGUAGGAGCACCAGGGAAGCCAGGUCAGAAUGGUAGCCCAGGAUUGCCUGGGUCUAUGGGGCACAAAGGUCCACAAGGUCCACCAGGUCAGGCAGGAGCCCCUGGCAUGCCAGGUGUUGGCAAACCAGGUGAACCUGGAAUACCAGGUGGCAGAGGUUCACCUGGUACACCAGGAACAACUGGUCAGAAAGGAGAGCCAGGCCCUGUUGGCUUUACUGGUCAUACAGGUGCUCCUGGCCCUGUUGGCCCAGCUGGUCCUCAAGGUGCAAGGGGAUUCCAAGGUGAGGCAGGCCCAAUUGGACCCAAAGGUGACACUGGUAUGGUAGGUGCACCAGGUCCUAGGGGACAGAAAGGUGACCAGGGAGCUCAGGGUUUCACUGGAAAGCCAGGUAUUCCCGGGGCACCUGGUCCUCAAGGACAUCAAGGUCAUACUGGUCCCCAGGGUGACAAGGGUGCACAAGGUCACGCAGGUGCACCAGGCAUUCCAGGUGCACCAGGUGCUCCAGGAAUGAAAGGACAUCAAGGCCCUGGUGGAGCACCUGGAAAAAGUGGUGACAAUGGAAUGCCUGGCCCUAGGGGACCACCUGGUGCCCCUGGGCCAGAAGGUCCUGCUGGACUCAAGGGCCAACCAGGUAUUCCAGGCCCACCCGGCCCUGCUGGCAUGACAGCCAAGGGAAUAUCUGGUCCUGAAGGACCACCUGGAAUUCCUGGUGCCAGAGGGAAUGAUGGACUUCCAGGCCCCACUGGUCCUCCUGGUCCACCUGGCCCACCAGGUGAGGUAGUCUACUACAAUGAGAAGAGCAUGCCAAUUAAGUCCCAUGAGGUGGUGAUGCCACAUGAGAUGAUGAAGGCCCCCAUGUCUGCCUUCAGUGCUGUUUUGACGACAGCCUACCCUCCAGCAGGAACCCCAAUACAGUUCAACCAGGUUCUAUAUAACGGCGAGCAGCACUACGACACCAACAGUGGGGUGUUCACCUGCCAGAUCCCAGGCCUUUACUACUUCAGCUACCACGUUCAUGUCAACGGCGCCAAUGCCCUAGUGGCUCUCUACAGAAACGAGGAACCAGUUCUGUUCACUUAUGAUGAGUACAACAAGGGUUUCCUGGAUCAGAUGUCCGGCAGUGCUGUUCUGAUGCUGGAUCUCCAUGACAGAGUCUAUGUCCAGGUCCCCGAUGAUGAGAGUAACGGUAUAUUUGCAGCUGACAAUGUUCACUGUGCUUUCUCUGGGUUCUUGAUUGCUUCAACGUGAUUUCACAAAUUCAGUCCAAACAACAAAACCAUUAAAAUGAUGCAGUCAAAUAAAGAUAAAAAGAAAGUCUGGCUGCGCUGACUGGCCAAUAAUCAGAAUGAGUCUAAAUGUUGCUAAAAAGAUACUCUGCAGACAGAGAAAUGAGGACUAAGUGAAAAUUUGUGCGAUUCUAUUAGCUACUGUUUCCUGGUUCUCCAUAUGUGCCUUUGGAAUUUUAAGGAUCGUGAAGCGAUGUUUAGAAGAUUCGUGGUGCUUUGCCUGUAACAUUUACAGCGCGUCUUAUGUGAUUAUUUUCUGAUGUCUGUUUGUGUCAUUUUCCUUUAAUGUACAUUUGAAACACGUGCCAAACUGUUGCCCCGUCGUGCAACAGGGAAAAAGAAAAAAAGACAAGAAGAAAUCUUUUUUAAUGUCAACAAAAGUGUUCCAUGAGAAGUUAUGUACCACUAUGUCAGCAAAAACCAAGAAUAAAGUCUGAAACAGAGAAA